Medicago truncatula (barrel medic) is the source of this 814-nucleotide messenger RNA. Its product is annotated as auxin-responsive protein SAUR32. The coding region runs from base 171 to 539 and encodes 122 amino acids. The record is from RefSeq and is a predicted model, not a curated record. Lineage: Eukaryota; Viridiplantae; Streptophyta; Magnoliopsida; Fabales; Fabaceae. Gene Ontology annotation, biological process: response to auxin. The transcript has a single exon.
ACUUCGUGUGUUUUUCCUUUCACCAAAAAUAAAGCUACUUUAUAAAAUCCCACUCACUCUACAAUAUUCAACACUUUGUAAAUUAACUGAAACUUCCAAAUCAUAGAUUGUACGUAUUUAUUUACUUCAACUCACACACUCUUGUCAUUGUCUUAGAUAAAUUUAUUGAUAUGGAGGUUACAAAGAAGUUGAAGCUAAAGCAUUUGAUAUCAAAGGUACUAAAGGGUCUUCAUUUCUUGGAAAUCAGUAAAGCAUAUACAAAAAGAGCUGAUUAUUUGAGAAUCAGAGACAUUGAUGAUGAAGAGAGUGAAACAGAAACAACUGUUCCUGAAGGGUUUUUUGCGGUUAUUGCAAUGCAAGGUGAAGAAACAAAGAGAUUUGUUCUUGAGUUGGAUUACUUAAGAAAUCCUCAUUUCAUGAAACUAUUGGAGCAAGCUAAGGAUGAGUAUGGUUAUCAACAAAAGGGUGCUAUUGCAUUGCCAUGUAAGCCUCAAGAACUUCAAAAGAUUAUAGAGAAUCGACAUAGUGAUGCUUUAUAACACUUCUUCUGGAUUCAACAAUCUAUAUUUAGACACAUUUAUGUAUACAGAUAGUGCAAAAACUAUCAAUAUUCUUUUUAGUAUAUAAACAUCAAUUUGAUUUUUACAUAGGUAGACAUUUCAAACAAGAUAGUUCUACCUAUAUAUUUUGAAUUUGUAUACUUUCGUCUCAAACAUGUAUAAUGUAUUGUUUGUGACUUUUGUAACGACUUAAAUUCUUCCACAAAUAUGAUAGAAUUAAUAUUAAGGAAUACAAUAUUAAUUUGAUAUCCCUA